Messenger RNA from Psammomys obesus (fat sand rat), 2594 nucleotides. It is a transcript of the gene Ubr7, whose product is annotated as ubiquitin protein ligase E3 component n-recognin 7. The coding region runs from base 56 to 1333 and encodes 425 amino acids. The record is from RefSeq and is a predicted model, not a curated record. The transcript is spliced from 11 exons. Gene Ontology annotation, cellular component: cytoplasm. Lineage: Eukaryota; Metazoa; Chordata; Mammalia; Rodentia; Muridae. Gene Ontology annotation, molecular function: ubiquitin protein ligase activity; zinc ion binding.
GCCACUUUUCCCGCGUCCGCCUGGGCUGCGCAGCGGAGCUCGGUGACAGUUGAAGAUGGCCGGAGCCGAGAGCCCCGCCGGUUGCCAGGCAGAGCUGGAGCCCGUGGUGUCGCUGGUGGACGUGCUGGAGGAGGACGAGGAGCUGGAGAAUGAGGCUUGCGCCGUCUUGGGCGGCAGCGACUCGGAGAAGUGCUCUUACUCGCAGGGCUCAGUGAAGAGACAAGCACUGUAUGCUUGUAGUACCUGCACACCAGAGGGAGAAGAACCGGCAGGAAUUUGUUUGGCUUGCAGCUAUGAAUGCCAUGGAAGUCAUAAACUAUUUGAACUAUACACAAAAAGAAAUUUUCGUUGUGAUUGUGGAAACAGCAAAUUUAAAAAUUUGGAAUGCAAAUUAUUUCCUGACAAAUCAAAGGUAAAUUCUUGCAAUAAGUACAAUGACAACUUUUUUGGAUUAUAUUGCAUUUGUAAGAGACCUUACCCUGAUCCUGAAGAUGAGGUUCCAGAUGAGAUGAUUCAGUGUGUGGUCUGUGAAGACUGGUUCCAUGGCAGGCAUCUCGGUGCCAUUCCGCCUGAGAAUGGGGAUUUCCAAGAGAUGGUGUGCCAGGCCUGUAUGAAGCGCUGUUCUUUCUUGUGGGCUUAUGCUGCCCAGUUGGCAGUCUCCAGGAUACCUGCUGAAGAUGACGGACAGCUGCUGAAUGUUGAUGGGAUGGGUAAUCAAAACCUUGUCAAGCCUGAAAAUGGAGGCCAUGAAGAUAACACCCUGAAAGAAGAUGCUCCAGAACCUGAAAGGAAUGCUGGCAAGGAAGCUAAAGCAGAGCAGAAUAAUGAGCCAUGUGCCAGCUCUAGUUCUCAGUCUGACCUCCAGACCGUGCUUAAGAAUGGAAACACCAAAAGUGAGUCGCAGUCUGGCUGCAGACUUCAGGAGCUCCAAGCCAAGCUGUUUGUAAAGAAGGAUGCUGCCACCUACUGGCCCCUGAACUGGCGGAGCAGGUUGUGCACCUGCCAAGAUUGUAUGAAAAUGUAUAGAGAACUAGACGUGCUGUUCCUGACAGAUGAAUAUGAUACCGUUCUGGCAUAUGAGAACAAAGGCAAGAGUGACCAGGCAGCGGAUAGAAGGGACCCUUUGAUGGACACCCUCAGCAGCAUGAACAGAGUCCAGCAAGUGGAACUCAUCUGUGAAUACAAUGACUUGAAGACUGAGCUUAAAGACUACCUGAAGAGAUUUGCUGAUGAAGGCACGGUUGUUAAGAGAGAAGAUAUUCAGCAGUUCUUUGAAGAAUUUCAAUCAAAAAAGAGGAGGAGAGUGGAUGGGCUGCAGUAUUACUGCAGCUAGAAUGGGGCAACAUGCUUCCUCAUUCCGGUUCACGAAAAUGCCACCAUUCCGGAAUAAAGAGGCCCCUCUCAGACUUGGUCCCCUUUCCGUCCUCCUGUGGCGUCAAGCUCCCUGCUCCUUAACUGUAGCCACAGUGUUCGUUCUGGUCUCUCAAGCGUCCUCUUUGACUCAGCUCAUUCCACAGACUUCAGCUUUUCUGUCCAGGAUACCCAGGAUUUUUUUUUUUUUUUCUUAUGUUUUAAGGAGUUUGAUUUGAUCUUGAGAAAGCAAAUUGGUUUCUUUUUUAGCAAUUUGUUCUAUGACUCCCAAAUGUGUAUCCACAGAGCUACUGCCUUCAGGGUCCUCUGUGUCUUACAGGUUCUCUUCCUGUCAGCCUGAACCUCUGUGUGGGACAAUCCCUGCUGCCCCCGUGAUCACGGUGCCUUGGGUCAAAGCUUCCUCAACCCUGCUCUGUGAGUCCUCUCAUUGCUUGUGAGGUUUGAUUAUGGCUUAAAGAGACUUGGGAACUUUUCUCUGGACCAACCUUCAGAGUAGCCAGGACUGGUGUUGUGGUGGUGUUGAUAUCUACAGGAGGCAGGGAGGUUGACUCGUGGCAGGACUGAGGAAUCAAGCCUUUGUUCUGAAUUUUGCUGAUGAGUUUAAAGUGAAAUUUCUUCACCAUUCUUCUGGUCCUCAGACAUCAGCGUUAGUACUGUAAUGUUCCCCGGGCUUCUGGGGAAUCCACUCAGAUGGGAGUCCCUUUGCUGCUGCCUAAAAAUGACGCCCCCACCCACGACAUGUGGGUGCUUUAGAGUUCUCCGGGUUCUUACAUUAUCAGGGAUAUGCAUACAUAUAUAUGAAAAUGGACCUAUUUUGAUACUGUUGUGUUAGGAAAAAUGUUCUUGGAACCCCAGUAAGUUAUUUUUCCCCUUGAGUCUGUGCUGAAGGCAAAGAUACUGACUGACCCUCGUGGCAGUGAGUGGGGCAGCGACAGGCCUGGAAGAGACUGCAGAUUCCAGACAAAGCUCUCAGCUGCACACACGUUGAGAUUUUGUGUGUAAACAGCAUGCACAGCUACUCCCCUCCUGACUGAAGCCCCUCAUGGAUUGUUGUGUAAAACUCCCAUGUUUGACAGAAGUCUUUUGGAUGGUGUGAACUCUUUUUAAAGCUCCCUCAGUCUAUGUGGAAAACAUCUUUGGUCCACAAAGCCCUAAGUUGCACCCUCUAGAGGGUCAGGGUCUUCCUAGCACACUGUGAGGUACAUUAAAGGCAUUUUAGGUCA